Molecule: messenger RNA, 1160 nt
Organism: Xiphias gladius (swordfish)
Lineage: Eukaryota; Metazoa; Chordata; Actinopteri; Istiophoriformes; Xiphiidae
Gene: noxred1
Product: NADP-dependent oxidoreductase domain containing 1
Exons: 5
Coding region: 167-916 (249 amino acids)
Biological process (GO): L-proline biosynthetic process
Molecular function (GO): pyrroline-5-carboxylate reductase activity
Source: RefSeq, a predicted model, not a curated record
GCGAGCGUGGUGCACGGCACUGUCUUUGAGUCGCUCUAACUGAAACACGGCUGCAUUUAGGUGUGGCAUCAGACGUCACGCUGCGAGCAGAGAAGACCGUGGCCUCUGUGUGGGGAUACUUGGGCUGGGUCACGUGGGAAGACAGCUGCUGCGCUCCCUCCUGCAAAUGACUGGCGUCGAACCAUCACACAUUAAGGUCUCCACUAGAAGACCGGAAUCUGCAGUGGAACUCGUCCAGACCGGGGUGGAGUGUUUCUGCGACAACCGCCGACUGGCGGCAUGGGCAGACGUCCUGUUCCUCUGCUGUCUGCCCUCUCACCUCCCGAAGGUCUGCGCUGACCUCCACUCUCACCUGCCAAAGCGCUGCCUCGUGUACAGCUUCCCCUCCGCUGUGCCUGUCACCAGAUUGGCUCGACUCCUUGGACACGACUUCAUUCUAAAACCACAGUACGACUUUGGCGGUUGUGACACCGCGGGCGUGUGGCUGUCCUGCGCAGAUCUGCCCGCGGCUUUGAAAGAUCCCUUGCUGAUAGAAGCAUCGCACCCUCUUAUGAUGAGUGGCGGCCUCGCUCUGAGUCUCAGCUGGCUGUGUGCAGUGUUGUACAGCCUGCUGAACACCUGCACCUCUGCCGGUCUGCGAUCCGGCGAUGCCCUCUCUCUGAUCAGAAGCCUCUUCGGGGACAAGCGGACACAAGCCGUGCAGUUAAACGCACAGAGCUUCAUCAGUUCACCUUGCGCAGCUUCCCUCUCCGGAGAUGAGCCUUUCCCCUGGAUUUCUCUCACUGACGCCCAGACCAAGGAGACGCCGCUGCUGAAGCUUCUAUCAAGCCGUAGAUCUUUGCAGCAGCGCAUCGCCGCAGCGUACAAAUCCCUGCUGGAGCCGCCAGUGGCGUUUGACACUGACACUCCCCUGUGAAUCUUAUAUUCUUCUAGGAUGACCACCGCAGCACCAAGUUUAAAGUCUCAGCCCCUCGUGUUAAACAUAGAGCUCUGGAAAUUGUAAUGUAACAUGUGGCAGAAUACAUUUGAAUAAAAGGGACUGAGCAAUCUAUCGUGUGAUACCUACAGCUGUAUGUGAUUUUUUUUUUUAGUAUUUUUGUUUUUUCAUGCCAAAAAAAAGUAUGGUAAAUCUGUUAAGAGAAAUGCUUUUUCACAAUGCA